Molecule: messenger RNA, 2043 nt
Organism: Plasmodium fragile
Lineage: Eukaryota; Apicomplexa; Aconoidasida; Haemosporida; Plasmodiidae
Exons: 1
Coding region: 1-2043 (680 amino acids)
Source: RefSeq, a predicted model, not a curated record
AUGUUUGAUGGAAACACAGAGAUGGAGCCUCCCUCGGAAGAUACUUGCUGCUACUGCUUCGGCAGUACAAAUGGAAAGCCGUACCACCACGUUAUGUGGAAGUCAUAUAAAAUGUGUGUCCGAUGCAAAACCAACCUGAAAAACUGCCUCUCCUGUGAAAGGAAAAUAAAAGAAAAGACACGCUCACGAAGUUACACCCCUUGCUGUCGAUCCACAUACGAUAAUUUAUGUGACAUGUGUUGCGAGCUUCCCAUCAUUUGUUGCGAUAAAAAAUUGGGGGAUGUCAUACCUGAAGUUUUGUACCUCCUAGAUUUGUACAUGGGGAUUAGGGUUCCCCCCAAUUUUGUAACCUACCAGAAUAUUUACACCUUUAACAAGACAAGGUUUAACGACGCGAAUCACCGCUGUACAUUUGAGUAUGACCACGUUGGGUAUGUACAGAGGGGAGAAGCAGCUCAGCACAGUGAGAUUGCAGCACCGGGAGGGGACUCCUUGAAUCGGAAAAAUGGCAAGGUCGUUGCAGAAGUUGACUUCAAAUCAGAGCAAAACGAAAAGAGGGACAUAAAGACACUCCUUCGGAAACUAACUCGUUCGAGGCCUCAGCCAAAAAAGAAAAAGAAAAAAAAAAAGGAUAUGACACGAACAGGUGGAGAAGCACAAAGGGUGCAAUUUGCGAGACCCACAAAAAAUGACAACUUGGAAUAUAACAAAAUAGAAGAGAGAGAUAGGAGUGGAGAUCCCCUUAUGUGCACUGCUAAAGGGAGGGAGGGAAAUGACCCCCACUCCAUCGCUUUCCCUAAAAAGCUACCCCCAACUGAGCAGAACAACCAACUCGACGAGACACAACAGCGAAGCAGGGAACAAAAAAAUCACAAACUGAAGAAAAUGGUUUCCAAUAAAUCGAGUCUAUACAGCAAGGCAACGGCACCCCUCUUGGACUACAUCAAAUUGCUGAGAAAUCGGAAGAAGGAAAGCGGGAAGGACAGGCGAGGCAGAAUUUCUUCUUCCCGCAAAGGAGGGGCAACAGUGGAGGAGAAAAAGGAAAAUGCAACCGCCGAUAUGAAGAACACGACGAGGAUCUCGACCCGCAUUGCAACCCGGAUCGCCUCUAAAGCGCUUGCUCAAACGGCUUCUCAAACAGCUGUCCAAACAGUUGCCCAAAUGGCUACCGCGACAGCACGGAAGUCGUACGAUCUGCAUCUCGUGCUUUUCUUUUCCAACCAACCGAACGAAGAAGAAAUCUUCACACGGCUGUUACAUAACGAGCUCAAAUUUACCGAUGUGCUAUACCUACGGAACAUGUUCAAGCAAAAUGAGGAUGGAGAAAAGACCAUGGCAUCGUGCAACUGUGUAAUCGUGUCGCAAAAAAAAUUACUCCUUUUACAUGAGCAGAAUAAGGUGAUACAAAAUUAUGCAUAUAGAAAUUUAAAGCUACCUGAACUAUUGCCUCAAAAUAAUAAUCACAUAAAACUGGUUGACCAUCUCUCUUUAGCUAAUUGCUUGCCAGAUAUUUCAUUUUGCUUUUACAUGUCCCACGAGCUGAUGCACACGUACCUAUGGAUCUCGCACUUGGACACAUCUGUGCACUUUGAGGAAAUACAAAAGAUUGUAAAGAAACUACACUCGAGAUCUUUUCAUGUAGGAAGUAAGAACAAUCCUGGGGAUAAGAUUCACAAAAGUUUAGCUUAUUAUUUGUCGCCUGAGUUGGAGGAGGCCCUGUGCGUGUUCGCGUCCGUUCAGUUUAUGCAUCAUAUGCGGCAGGUCAACGCAGGUGGGUGCGAAAGUGGACAUUGUUAUAAACUAGAAGGUGAAAAUAUCCAUGAGCGCGAAUGCGAGCUGAUAAACUACUACAUCAGAACAUGCGAGCGAGGGGGAUCCCUCAUGUAUGGCAAUAAUUAUCGAGAGCUAAAAAGAAUUAUGAAGAAUUAUACGCUGGUGGAUAUUCUGCACAUUAUUGGAGACAUAAAGUGCGCACGCUUUUACCCGGUGGUAACUCUGCGAUUACUGCGCGCUGUGAUUUGUUCUAUGCGUGUUGUAAGCUAA